AUUAAUUAAAAAAUGACAACUCCCUACAUUUAUUGGUUAAAAGAAUCAGCCGUAAUUUAAGAAUAUAGUGUUGUUGGUAUCAUUGAUGGUUCAGGGUCAAUGUGUGAGGCUUGGGGUGACUUAUGUAAAGCGUGGAAUUACUUUGUGACUGGAUUCAAAAGUAUAUAUUGUAUUCAGUAUGACGACACUGCAAUACUGCAAGAAAGCCCACAAUUAUCUAUAUAAAAAGGGGAAGGGACAAACAUAGAACUAGGAUUUAGAGAGUUAAUGAAGUUGAUUAAAUCUGGUAACUUAUUGCAAAACAUUCUUAUCGUAUUUGUGACUGAUGGAAUAGAAGAAAAUGAUGGAAUAGGCCAGUACUUAGAGGAGAUGACUAAGGACUUUGAGUAAUUACAUUCUUAGGGAUACCAAUUUAAAUUUCAUACAUUAGCUGUGGGAGAUAAAUUUUCGCAUACUGUGGCUGCUGAAUUGAAAAUGAUUAUUCACAAUUCAGGAAUACUUUCAUCUUAAAUUGAUUUAAUUUAAAACACUAAAAUUGAUUUUACCAAGAUAUUGUAAGAUAUUAAGGAUGAGUUGUUCUAUUAAAUGAUACGUGUUGAUCCUCAAUGCCAGUUGACCACAUUUACAGGCCCAGUACACAGAGUUACUCCUAAUCAAGUAGUUUAUACAACGAAUAAUUCGAUCAGAGUUGGAGGAAAACAAAUCAAUUUAGAUAAGGAAGGCACAACACCUGAAGCUUUGGAUAAAUUCAUUAGAUAAAUCAUGUCUAAAUUAAUGGAGUAUAAUUCAAUAGGUAAGGAUGUCAAAUAGGAGGCAAUAUAGGCAUUAUAAAUUAUAGAAAAAUUGAAAGCCAAAGUAACAUUCAAGGAAGAUGAUGAUGAAAUUUAAAAAUUUAUCGAUUAAAACAUUUAGAAAAUAGAAGAAUUUGCAAGUGGAAAUCUAAAUCUAAAGGAAUUUGAACCUUUAAAGGCUGCUAAGUUUAUGCAUGAUGUGUAAGACCUCAUCAUAAGAGACAAAAAGAAAAUGCAACGAAUAAAGAGAAAAUCAGCAGUUCAUGCUUAAUUAACUAUGCAUCCUUAAUAACCUAAAGUAAUCAAUUUAUUUGAAAAACUAGCAACAAGUCAAAGAUUAUUAUAAAGAAUUGGCUUUAAAAAGAUUAGAACAAUACGAAAAACAAUUAAACAAUUCAGAACUUUUUGAAGACUUAAAGGAAUUUGCAAAAUAAAACAAGGUUAAGACUUUAGAUUAAAUCGUGUACUUAACCAAAACUCACGAUUUCCAAUUGAAAAAUAUCAAGGAAUUUAUAUAAUCUGAUGAAGAUACAGCCAUAGACAUGAUAGAUUUAUUUCUAAUAUCUUUAGAUUGAGAUUAUAC
This is a messenger RNA of Paramecium octaurelia, 1374 nucleotides long. NCBI's taxonomy places the organism in Eukaryota, Ciliophora, Oligohymenophorea, Peniculida, Parameciidae. The record is from the annotation of a GenBank genome assembly.